ACGGGCAGCUAGCUUCCGAGUAAAGUAAGACAGCUGAGCUCCCAGGUACGUGCAACCUCGAGAGUGCAGCUCUGGGCUCUAGCUAAUCCGGAAGCGGCAUAGGAUAGGAGCGAGCGGUGCAUAGAUUAGCUGAGGAAGGAGGGAUAGCCGGAGAUGGUGCUGCACGCCGCGCGUCGUGUCGCACUGUUCUUGCUCGUCUGGGCGGCGGCUGGUCGAGCGGCUGCUUCGCGCGAUGAAUAUGAUGGCCCGCUGCUGAACGGCAACUUCGAGGACACGCCGGACAGGUCCCAGAUGGACGGCCUGAAGGUGCUGGGCCCGGACGCGAUCCCGUACUGGAAGACCACGGGGUUCGUGGAGUACGUGGAGCGUGGCGCGAAGCAAGGCGACAUGGCUCUGACGGUGCCGGAGGGCGCGCACGCCGUGCGUCUGGGCAUCCAGUCCUCCAUCGAGCAGCAGCUCAGCGUGACCCCAGGCAGGCACUACGCCAUCACCUUCAGCGCGGCGCGCACCUGCACCCAGGCCGACGAGCGGCUCAACGUGUCGAUCCUCCCCGACGGCGUGGCCGCGGGCGAGCUCCCCAUCCAGACGAUAUACAGCCACAACGGCUGGGACUCGUACGCCUGGGCCUUCAAGGCCAAGCACGGCCUCGUGACGCUGGUCAUCCAUCACGCCGACGACAAGGUGGAGGACCCCGCGUGCGGCCCCAUCGUCGACAACAUCUCCAUCAAAACGCUCAACCCUCCACACAUCACCCACGAUAACUUCCUGAGGAACGGCGGCUUCGAGGAGGGGCCAUACAUCAACCCGGGCUCCGAGUCGUGGGGCGUCCUGCUGCCGCCGACGAACGAAGACCCGAUCUCGCCGCUGCCGGGGUGGUCGAUCAUGUCCUACUCCAAGGCCGUCAAGUACAUCAGCUCGGAGCACUCCCGGGUGCCGCACGCGAACGGCACGCGCGCCGUGGAGCUGGUGGCCGGAUUGGAGGCCGCGCUUGUUCAGGAGGUGGACAUCAUUCCCGGUAGGUCGUACAAGCUGGAGUUCACCGUCGGGGACGCGGCCAACGGGUGCGUGGCGCCCAUGAGCGUGAUGGUGGCCACGGCGCACGGGAGCCAGAGCGUGACGCACAACUCCACGGGCACCGGCGGGUGCACGCGCGGCAGGGUCGACUUCACGGCGGAGGUGAACCACACGCGGGUGGUGUUUUAUAGUUCGGGUUACCACACCACGUCCGACGGCACCGGCACGCUCUGCGGCCCCGUCAUCGACGACGUCUCGCUCGUCUUCGUUCACCCGCAUGCUCGCCGGUUGUUUCGCUGAUGCCUCGCGAAAGCUGACGGCGAGAUGGAAAUUGAGUGAUUGUUUUUCUCUUCUUCUCGGUAGAGCUUGAAAGUGGAAAAUGACCGUGCGGAGACCAGGGCCCUAUGAGAUGUUUUGGGUCGGUGCGAAAUCAAAAAUUGUAAGCGCUGGUUAAAUAGAAGCAAAAUAUGAAAAGAAAGUGGUUUUGCUAAUGAAAAGUCGUCUGUUUUUUGUUUGAGAUAA
Messenger RNA from Brachypodium distachyon (stiff brome), 1536 nucleotides. RefSeq lists its product as uncharacterized. The coding region runs from base 154 to 1314 and encodes 386 amino acids. The transcript has 3 exons. NCBI's taxonomy places the organism in Eukaryota, Viridiplantae, Streptophyta, Magnoliopsida, Poales, Poaceae. The record is from RefSeq and is a predicted model, not a curated record.